GUCAUACCUCCUGCAUGUAAAUACAAGUCAAAUGAGAAGAUUUGUUAUUCACAUUGACAAAACUGAAACCACAGAAAGCUCCACAACUUCUCUAACCAAGCCACACACGUAUCAGAGGAGUAUAACCAGGUAGAGACUACAAAGCCUGUAAAAAAAAAAAAAAAAAAAAAAAAAAAGGUUGGAACAUGGAUAAGAAGAGAGGUUAUUCUGCACCAAAACGUUUCCAAAGAGGUCGGCAUCAUCCUUAUAGGAACCAAGAUCUGUCCCAUACACGUGGGUCCAGACACCAGACCCUCAGCCACACAGUUGACCAUUGGAAAAAAAAAAAAUGUUUUCUUUAAAGUGGACAAACAGGAAUCAAAGCAUACUAUGGAAUGAGAUUUGUUUCAGCACUGCAGAAAACAUUCGUGAAACUCAAAGAGUAAGCAGACAAAGGUGGAACAAGCAGCAGGUACAACCAAUGAACUACCAUGGCAACAGGAAACCGAGCACAGGCAACACUGACCAUAUAAAGAAAGUGGAGAGCAAAUGGGACAAAAUAUGACAUACAGUGAACAGAGUACUGGGCAGUGACACUGAGGACAUGACAUGCUCUUUGUACAGUUAUCUACACCAUAUCAUUUUUUCAUUACUGAAAGAAUUUACUGUAUAUUGUGCAAGAGUUGCAGAUCCGGGAAGCAGACAAAAAAAAAAGGACAAUUAAAUAAACAAGGAACAAAACACUUCUGCCUUCAACUGUAACAAACCACUGACACUGGAGACUCUUUCCAUAAAUGCAAUAUAUAUAAGAAAUCAAUGUCUCCUCUUCUAAAUAACAGCACAUUUUAAAAAAUCUGUUUAUUAUUUGCUUUACAUUAUGUGAGGCAUUCCUGCAUUAAUGAACUAUUAUACCGUAUUUUGUUAUAAUCAUAUGUGUUUGAAGAAAUUGUAUGGGAGUGUGUGGUAAAGGUUUUUGGACAGAAAUUGCAACUUCAAGUAAAGAACUUCAUCAGCCUGGUUUGAGAAAAAGAGCACGUAGCCUCCAACUACGCGAGCCAGGGGGAGAAUUUAAUUUGAAGACACACAUUCUGAAGAUGAUUGUUACGGAUCUACAAACACCACGACUGGUUGAAGAAGAUGGAUUCCACCAUUUCAUGAAAGCCCUAAAUCCCAGUACUGAUGCCGCACUAAGUGCCUCUGCGAUCCGAGAAGAACUAGUGAAUAUGUAUGAUAUCACAAAGAGGGAAGUGAAGAAUGCAGUAAGCAAUGCCAGGGACCCCGUGCUCUCUGCUGAACUGUGGAUCUCAAGCAAAGAAGAGUCCUAUCUGACAGUAACAUGUCACUUCAUUGAUAAGUGGGAGCUAAAAUCCUACACACUAGACACGGCUCAGCUUCUCGACGACCACACGGCAGAAAAUGUUCAUCAGCAACUUCAGAGAAUUUCAACAGAAUGGGAGAUCAUGAAGAAAAUUAAGGUGGUGGUUAUCAAUGUUGAUAGAAUGAAAAAGAUUAAGCUCACCUGGAGGUACAUACCUUGCUUCAGCCACACCCUCAACAAAGUCAUUAGAGAAGUCAUACAAAGCACCGAUUGGAGAUAUCUGCUGCGGAAGUGCCGCCAAAUUGUUCAGUUUUUCCACCAGGAAAAUGGAGCUUCAAGGGGUUACCAGUUGGUCCAGUCUUCUUGUGUUGACUGGCUUCCGACACUAGACAUGGUGAAAAAGAUCUGUGAACAGUGGCCGAGAUUUUCCAAAGACUCCAAAUACAUGCAUGCAGAUCAUCUUUGGCUCAAUGAAAAUGAAAGGAAGCUCCUGGAGAAUAUGAAAAAGGCGCUCACAGUUGUCAAAGACGUCACAGAGGCGAUUGGGACACACGGAUAUGUUUCAGUCUCCAACAUCAUACCUCUGCUUGAAAAGCUUCAGUCGAGUCUACAAAGUCUAAUAAAACAAGAAAACAUGGUAGCCUUGAAGCUCAGUGAGAAAUGUCAAUAUCACUUUGGAAGCAUCAACCAAAAUAUAUGGUUCACUGUUAGCACAGCACUGGACCCAAGAUUCAAAAGUAGUGUACUGAAGACUAAGCAAGCAGAAAAAGUUAAAGAUAAGAUCAGAGAAGAAAUGUCCAAACUGGGGAGUGGAGCAAUAAGUAGCAGUUACAAUAGAAAAGGUUUAGGCGAGAUGGGUUAUGAAGAUUCAUUUCUGCAAUAUGUUAGAGAAAGAGACAUCUCAGAAACUCUGAGACCUCUUCAGUACUGGGCAGCGAAAAACAAGUCUACGGACUUGGCCAUGGUUGCACACAAAUACCUCAGUGUGAUCUCGACCGCUAUUCCAAUAGAGCAGAUGAAGCAUCAGGACAAAUCACAGAUCAUUUUCAACAGGAGGAAAUGCUUGGAGGUCAAAGAUAUCAACAUGAUGCUGUUUCUGAAUGGCAAUCACCAAAAUUUAACAUUUUAAAAGAUUUCUUAACUGUAUGGCAUCAUGGAAAAAUCCUUUAGAUGAUCAGAUUUUGACAUUUUUUUUCUACACUGUAUAUUGUACAGAAAACUACAGACCUUCUCAAAAAUCUUCCUCUUUUGCAUGAAUCUUGGCCACAAGUGAAGUUCAAACUUUCUGCGCUCCAACUUUGUUUGCCAGCAUCAUCCACAUCUCAUCACUUCAGGUAAAAUUCAUUUGCAGCACUUAAACAUGCUGUACGAACAUUAUCGUCUGUUCAAUCAUCUCCAAUGUUCUCUGUUAGUCUUCAUCUUCAGUAACUAGGUUAUCCUGGUCAUGGUUGCAAAGGAUCCAGAGUCUAUCCUGGGAACAGUCAAGGCAGGAUGGGACUCUGGAUGGGACAAUCAGUCUAUCACAGUGACCAUGUACACACAAUUUAAGUAAUGCAAGAAAUGUUUCUGCUGCAUCACUAUGCCCUCUUAAUGUAAAUAUUUAGAGGUGAAUACAAAAAUUAAAAAAGAUAAAUAAAUAAUGACCUUUUUAUAUAUGUAAAAAAACUGAAUUGUGUAGAGGGAUAUAAAUGUAACUGUAUAAUGCAAUUACACAUUUUCAUGUUUAAAAAAUAAUAUAUGGAUUAUUAUAUCAUAUAGUGAUAUUUAUUAUGGUCAGGCGUCCACAAACUUUGGACAUAUAGCGUACAUAUAAACAGAUUUACUGUAUCUAAAUCCAGCUUUUAUUCAGCUAUUACUAUUUAAAAACAUUAUUCUAUUUAGAGAUUUCAGUAGGAAAGUCUGAGACAAUUUUUUUGUUCGCUUGUUUAUUAUUUGUCUAUAAAAAGUAAUCUAGUGACAACAUUUAAAAUUAAUAUUUAAAUGUACCGAUGUACCAAUAUAUAACACUUCUAUUGUUGUAUCUUGUGUUCCUCCAACUAAAUAAAUAGAAAUUCUGAAGCUCA
This is a messenger RNA of Ictalurus punctatus (channel catfish), 3360 nucleotides long. RefSeq names its product E3 SUMO-protein ligase ZBED1. The transcript is spliced from 5 exons. The record is from RefSeq and is a predicted model, not a curated record. Lineage: Eukaryota; Metazoa; Chordata; Actinopteri; Siluriformes; Ictaluridae. The coding region runs from base 930 to 2426 and encodes 498 amino acids.